Molecule: messenger RNA, 3355 nt
Organism: Clarias gariepinus (North African catfish)
Lineage: Eukaryota; Metazoa; Chordata; Actinopteri; Siluriformes; Clariidae
Gene: gng13b
Product: guanine nucleotide binding protein (G protein), gamma 13b
Exons: 3
Coding region: 322-525 (67 amino acids)
Biological process (GO): sensory perception of taste; phospholipase C-activating G protein-coupled receptor signaling pathway
Cellular component (GO): heterotrimeric G-protein complex
Molecular function (GO): G-protein beta-subunit binding
Source: RefSeq, a predicted model, not a curated record
GUGUGUAAGCUCUGUGCUCAGCUCCACUUCCAGCAUCCUCUCUGUUCUCCUGCAGCUCCACAUCACUUGGGGAUUAGUGAGUCCACACCGCGUCCUGCUCCUCUCCAUUCUGCCUUAUUCCUCUUUUUCCUCUCUAGUUGUCUUCAAGGAUCUAAAGGAUUUGGGAGCAUUUAUUUGUGUGUAUGUGUGUGUAUGUGUGUGUGCACUUGGAUUUCCUGCUAUCUCGCGUCCUUUUCUAAAAAAAAAAAAAAACAACAACAACAAAACCUGCAGCUACAGUUUCAGACGAAGGUUUGGUGUGAUUGAAGUGAAGCCACAGUCAUGGAUGAAAUGGAUGUCCCACAGCUGAAGAAAGAGGUAGAGAGCCUCAAGUACCAGCUGGCGUUUAAGAGGGAGAAAUCAUCCAAGACAGUCACAGACUUGGUGAAGUGGAUUGAAGAUGGUGUUCCCACUGACCCUUUUUUGAACCCUGAGCUGAUGAAGAAUAACCCUUGGGUGGAAAAGGGCAAGUGUGUGAUCAUCUAGGACAAAAACAAUGGAACAGCAAUGAUCUGAAUGUCCACACACACACACACACACAUACACGCACACACACACACACACACACACACACACAGAGGCAUUAGCACUAUACAGUCACUUGCAAGAUCUGAAACUAUGCCACGCAUUACUAUGGUAUAUUCAUAAAAGUUAAUAUGUUAUUAAAAACUCACUAUUAUUAAUAUAAUCAUAGAAAACAAACUCAAUCUAUUUAUAUGCACUUAGUUCUUUUAGUCUGUUACAGAUUAGUUUGCUUGCACCUUUGUUUCUUGUUUUCUCUUUUUUUUCUACUAAAUUUUUAGGGUCUCACUGCCAGAAAAAUGAGUGACAGAUUAAUACCUGGAAAUAAAUAGAAGAGAGAAGAAGAUCUCUCAAUCUGAAAUGUAUAGAUCUGCACAUGUUGUCUCUUAUUCUCUCUGCAGUGUGUUAAUCUGUCGAUCAUGACGGGGCACCAUUUAGACAGAAAUCGCACAGAAAUGUGUUCACCAUCAGCACAGAUUUGUUGAGUCUGUUUGAUUGAUUAAUUUAUGAUCUAUUUAUUUAUUUAUGUUAUUUUUUUUAUUUUAAUUAACUGUUGUUGCUCCGAUGGACUUGAUAUUUUAUUGUUUGGGUCUGAGAUUCUGAGUUACACUACUGAGAAUGUUUUGUAUUUCUUUACUGAUUAAACACUAAUAUGAUGUUCCCUGUACUCGAAGAUUAGUAUAAAUGCAUCCAAUUAUUUAUUUUUGAUGAUCUGUUAUUUAAAAACUGAAAUGGAUCAAAUGUUUAGCUGCUACGAACUCUUCAUUUGAUAUGAUAUUUGACCAUAUCUAUGAUAAACAAAAAUUCUGGGGUGCUUCUUUCUUGCUGAAAAAGUCACACACACUACUAUUUCUCUCGACCAGGUUGAACUUUUUUACGGUCACAAUGUGGUGGCCAACUCCCGUGUGAGAAUGAUUCCUCAUGCUCCCAACACCGUGCUUUUUCUCAGCUAAAUAUGGACUAUGCCUGUGCCAUUAAAAAAAAAUGUGUUGAUGUGAUUACCUGGUCAUUCAGUACAUUCAGGUCAUCAUCUGACUUCAUUUUUUGCCACAUAAUGUUGCUGAGCUUAGAGCUGACCAACUGAAGCAACCCCACAUCAUCACACUGCCUCCAGAGGCUUGUACACUGGGCACUAUUGCAUGAUGGGUGCAUCGCUUCAUGCUCCUCCCUUUAUUCCCUGAUGCUACCAUCACUCUGGAAUAGGGUCAGUCUGGACUCACCAGGCUGCAUAAUGUUUUUCCAUUGCACCAAAAUCCAAUCUUUAAUCUCUCUAGCGAAUUGAAGCCUUUUUUCCGAUUAAUCUCCCAAGUGAAUUAUUAAUGGUCUCGCUCCGGUGUAGUCCCAGUCCUGCCAGCUAUAUUCACUUUAUCAGUGUGGAAAUGUUGUUACUUUCCCUAUUAAACAUGGAUGCGAUUUCUACUGUCAAUUCUUUACGAUGCAAAUUCACCCAGCGUUUAUAAGUGAUUUCCAGGUUUUGAUAAUGUGUUGAAGGGUUAUUAACCCAGUUCUAGUCAUUUCAUCAUCAUCGUUGACUAUACCGCUUUAUCCUGUGUACAGAGUUGCAGGGAGCUUGGGGCAUGUGGCAGGGUACACCCUGGAUGGGGUUCCAAUCCAUCGCAGGGCACACACACACAUACUCACACUGGAAACACCACUUAACCUAAUCUGCAUGUCUUUGGACUGUGGGAGGAAACCAGUGUACCCGGAGAAAACCCGCCAAGCCUGGGGGAGAACAUGCAAACUCUAUGCACACAGACCUGUGGCGGGAAUUGAACCCAGACCCUGGAGGUACGAGGCAACAGUGCUAACCACUAAGCCACCAUCCAGCCUUGAUGCAAGCCAAUAAAUUAGAAUUUGUAUCAAAGCCACAUUAACAAACACGACUCCUGUCUAAAGCCUAAAGGUGUCUAAAGGUGGGUAUAAAAGUAGACAUAGCUUGUUUGAUUUUUUUUUUUUACACGUGUGUACUGGUGUCUUUCACUGGUAAUGAAAUCUUUACAUGCAGGUAUCUGACACAAAUCUAGUCAAAAGUGAAGGUUUUCCCUGACAACCACUUUAAUGUGAUCAUUUUUAUUCAUACAAAUGACAUCUAUUUGGUUUUAGCGAGCAAGAUAAUGUUUUUUCCUAUGCUUAUGCAUAACCUAGCCGGAUAGAUGCUGAUGUUUUAAUGUCACUUGUAAUGAAAAAAAAACAUUAGCAUGUGAACAAAGUACAGUAUGUAUGACGAGCGGUGUGUUAAUUACCCAGAACAACUGACUAUUAAGUAAAACUCUUUACUGUUACACAGAUCCACAUUAAUAAAGAAUAAUAUAGACUGGUUUAAGGGUUUUUGUUUUUUUUUUAUUAAUUUUUAGUUUGAUUAAAAAACAUGGUGAAAUAUAAACAAUUCUUGGUAGGAAACUCAGACUCUUGGACCUGCCUGUGUGACGAGCGAAAGAAGAAAUAACAUUAUGCCGGUUAUCACCAUCUGAUACUGCCUUGGUCAUGCUUCCCUUAAAUAAAAAAUAAAAUGAAUGUGUUUUGUAAGUGAACACGGUUCCAAUGCACAAAGGGAUUUUUUUUUUUCUUCCAAAGGCAAAACGGCAAGUUGUGUGUUCAUUUUUUGACUUCUGAUUUUGUUCUGUUUUUAUAUAUUUAUCGAUUUAAAAAAACAAACUGCUGCGUGUUAGUUAUGUAGAUAUUAUGCAUAAGAUCAUGGGUACUAGGUUAAUGACUAAGCAAUAAGUAAUGGCAUUUUUUUAUUGAAUGUUUUACAAAAAAUUACAUUUAUCUUGAAUAAAGUAGAGACAUUUUA